This is a messenger RNA of Sporisorium graminicola, 1890 nucleotides long. RefSeq lists its product as uncharacterized. Gene Ontology annotation, molecular function: oxidoreductase activity, acting on CH-OH group of donors; flavin adenine dinucleotide binding. Bases 1 to 1890 code for a protein of 629 amino acids. The record is from RefSeq and is a predicted model, not a curated record. The transcript has a single exon. NCBI's taxonomy places the organism in Eukaryota, Fungi, Basidiomycota, Ustilaginomycetes, Ustilaginales, Ustilaginaceae.
AUGGGUCUGUUCUCCUCCCCUACCUUGCUUCCUGACGCUUCGGCGUAUGCAACCGCUGCCAACUUGGCACCUCAGACCGUUGAGGAGGCUCAAAAGGCGAAGAGCUACGACUUCAUCGUCUGUGGAGGUGGCACAGCCGGCUGCGUCAUCGCCAGCCGCCUUUCCGAGGAUCCCAACACCUCAGUGCUCGUCCUCGAGGCCGGUGGUAACAAUGACGCCCUCGAAGUCAAGGCACCCCUGAUCUUCACCAAGAAUUUCAAGACCGAGCGAGACUGGGAUUACACCACCACUCCCCAGGCUGCGGUGCUCAACCAGGAGAUGCAGUGGCCUCGCGGCAAGCUCCUUGGUGGCUCUUCGUCCAUCAAUGCCAUGAUGUACCACCAUUGCGCUCCUUCCGACUACGACGAGUGGAGCGAAAAGUUCAACUGCAAGGGCUGGUCUUACAAGGAGCUUUUGCCAUUCCUCAACCGCGCUGAAAAGUACACGCCGCACGCUUCGCAGCCCGACGUCAAGGCCGAAGAGCGCGGCAGCUCUGGUCCCUGGCAAACGGGUCAUUCAUCGUACAAAGCCGAAAUUACUUCCAAGGGCUUCGUCAAUGCCUGUGUCGAGGUGGGCAUCCCCUUCAAUUCCGACUUGAACACGCACCGCGGCAGCGAGGGUUGCACGCAGUUCACCACCUUCAUCGACCGUAACGGUCGACGCUCUUCUGCUGCCACCGCUUACCUGCCACUCGAGGUGCAGAAGCGUCCCAAUCUCACCAUCGGCAUCAACGUUAUGGUCAACCGCAUCAUCUUCGAUCGCACCGGUCCGCGUCCCAAGGCAAUCGCCGUCGAGAUGCAGAACAAGCCCGGCGGUCAGAAGUACUACGCUGCUGCCAAUCAGCGUGUCGUCCUCUGCGGUGGUGCCAUCAACUCACCCCAGACACUCAUGCUUUCGGGCGUCGGUCCAGCAGCGACGCUCAACAAGCACGGCAUCCCCGUCGUCGUCGACAACGUCCUGGUCGGAGAGCGCCUCAGCGAUCACCUUUGCCACAGCACCAUCAAUGUACGGGCCAAGACUGCCCACACGCUCGACUACCUUGGAAGCGAUAUCAAAGCCAUUCCUUCGCUCGCUCGCUGGUUGAUCACCGGCGGCGGUCCUGUUUCAAGCAAUGCUGGAGAGGCGGCUGCGUUUGUCAGAUGCAACGAUCAGUCGCUGCCUCUGGUCAGCUCGCUUACCAAGCCCGAGAACCGUCCGCAGUUCUUCGGCUCCCUCGGCAAAGGACCCGACAUUGAGCUCAUUUGCACGCCGCUCGCUUACAAUGAUCACGGUGCGCUGCCUGCCCCCGCUGGCACCGGUUGCGUCUCGAUCGUGGGUCUCAAUGUGCGACCGCGUUCCAAGGGCACCAUCUCGAUCCGAUCGGCUGACCCCUGGGACAAGGCGGUGGUCGACCCCAAGUACUUCUCCGACCCGGACGACAACGACCGAAAGGUGACGCUCGCUGGUGUGCGUUUGGCCAUUGCGGUUGCUCAGGCCAACGCUCUGCAGCCGUACCUCGAGAACUACAAGAGCGACGACGAGGACGAUUUCUUCUGGCCAACUUCGUCGACCGAUCCGAGCAAGUUGACAGAUGAUCAACUGAUGAACUUCAUGUGCAAGCGUGCUUUCACGCUCUAUCACCCGGUGGGCACGGUCAAGAUGGGCCCUGAUGCAGCGGAUUCGGUCGUCGACACAAAUUUGCACGUUCACGGUGCCGACGGACUGGUGGUGUGCGACGCGAGUAUCUUCCCAGAGCAGAUUUCGGGCCAUCCUACGGCCGCCGUCAUUGCUGUGGCGGAGAAGGCGGCUGAGCUGCUCAAGAACAUUGCGGCUGACAAGACGGCUUCGGGUAAUAUUUCGUCUCAUCUGUAG